Molecule: messenger RNA, 831 nt
Organism: Penicillium crustosum
Lineage: Eukaryota; Fungi; Ascomycota; Eurotiomycetes; Eurotiales; Aspergillaceae
Product: oxidase ustYa family protein
Exons: 6
Coding region: 1-831 (276 amino acids)
Biological process (GO): mycotoxin biosynthetic process
Source: RefSeq, a predicted model, not a curated record
AUGAUAAACAUUGAGCACAAAGAUCAAGAGGUUUCGCCUUUGGUUGAUGAUGAGUCGCCAAAGGUAAGUGAAGAUUUCGAAGUUUACCAAUCUUCCUAUAAGAGGACAACAUGGUUUUACCGCAAUUGGAAAAGUAUUGCCUUCAACUGUUCGACAACCCUCAUUUUUGUAGCGCUAUUGCUAUUCAAUCAUGGAAGUCGCCUGGGAGUUUUGAGUAAACCGCAUAGUUUGAUUUACACCCCGACAAGUGAUUAUCUGGAAUACCAAAAGGUUCAGAUGGACACCUCCGGCCGACAUUUGAACAAGUACAUGAGUACUCACCGAACGCCUGAAGUCGACAAAGCAUGGCAUGAUAUGAUGGAAUAUAACAAUGUGCGAUUGACACCAGAGGAGAUGUUGGCAAUGAAUCAGACAUCAGUGGAGCUCGGGGAUGGUGGAUAUUUGGCCAUGCCAACCGUGUACCAUGAGCUUCAUUGUCUGAAACAAAUUCGAUGGGGCUAUCAUCGCGAUGAGUACCAGGACAGAUGGUCACAACAGGAUUUGAUUGAUCUGGAUGCCCAUGUUGAUACCUCCAUGAUUACAUAUUGGUGGACGGAUGUGAGCCGAGUUCCCGAGACCGACUUUUUCGGCUAUCAUCAGUGCGUGAAUUGGGAUCUCUUGAUGACAUGGUUCAAGGAGCGUUAUGUCAAUGUCUAUGAGACCGGCAUUUUAAACCAUCCCAAAUACGGCCAAACCUACCCGAAUGGACACAGAAAGGUCGAAGACGACCAAGGCCGGAUCCCUGAAACCUUACCGUUCGUUCCGUUCGAGGGCCCUAGUCGACUGCCAUAG